GGAGCGGAAGAGAUCCCCUCUUGCUGUGCAGACUCUUCCGCCGGCCGCUUCCUUGUGUAGAAGGCAGGUGCUUCUGUUGUGGUUUCUGGACUGGGCUGAGCAGCCGGAUGGCCGAACCCGGAAUGGAGAGCGACGCAGACCCCACGGCGGGACCCGACCCAGACCUGGCGGCUACCAUGGGGUUCUCCGGCUUUGGGAAAAAAGCUCGAACAUUUGACUUCAAUGCUUUGUUUGAACAGACUCGGAGAACUGCUGUGGAAAGAAGUAGGAAGAUUCUGGAACAGAGGGAGAAAGAGGCAGCAGAGAAAGAAAAAGAACCUGGGAGCCAGUGUGGUGUUAAUUCAUCAGCUGCUGUCUCAUGUCCAGUAAAGAGAACAUCUUCAAGAGAUUCAUCGAGCAGUGAAAGCAAAGACAGUUCCGAUGAAGAACUGAUUGGGCCCCCUCUACCACCUCAAGGUUCAGUGGAAGAUUCUGACGAUGAACUCAUUGGCCCACCACUUCCUCCUGGCUACAAGGGUGGUGAUGAAGAUGAUGAUGACGACAACGACGAUAACAUCCAGGAAGAAGAAGAAGAGGAUCCUGUGAAGAAGAUUCCAGACUCCCAUGAAAUAACCUUGCACCAUGGAACAAAAACGGUCUCUGCUUUAGGGUUGGAUCCUUCAGGUGCCCGCUUAAUAACUGGAGGCUAUGACUAUGAUGUGAGAUUUUGGGAUUUUGCUGGAAUGGAUGCAUCUCUUCAAGCUUUCCGAUCUUUGCAGCCAUGUGAAUGUCACCAGAUAAAAUCUCUGCAAUAUAGUAGCACAGGAGAUGUCAUUCUAGUCGUCUCAGGCAACUCUCAAGCUAAGGUCCUUGACAGAGAUGGUUUUCCAGUCAUGGAGUGUGUAAAAGGAGACCAGUAUAUCGUAGACAUGGCAAAUACCAAGGGACACACGGCAAUGCUUAAUUCAGGUUGUUGGCAUCCCAAAAUAAAGGAAGAGUUUUUGACAUGUUCUAAUGAUGGAACUGUACGAACAUGGGAUAUUAACAACGACAAAAAACACAAAGGUGUGUUUAAGCCACGAUCAGCUCAAGGUAAACGAGUGAUUCCCACAAGCUGCACAUAUAGCAGAGAUGGCAAACUCAUUGCAGCUGGCUGCCAAGAUGGAUCCAUCCAGAUCUGGGACAGGAAUAUGAAUGUUCAUACCAAGUUCCACUGCAGGCAGGCACAUGCUGCAGGCAGCGACACUUCAUGCUUGACAUUUUCUUAUGAUGGUACGAUUCUUGCCAGUCGAGGAGGCUGUGACAAGUGUAUAUCUGGAAAAUGGAACAAGCCUGUCCUUCCCCGUACCUUUGGAGGUGGAGGAUGUCACACUGCAUCACAACCAAUUACUCCCUCCCCAAGUGUUGUCCGUUGUCUCUGGCAUCCAAAGUUGAACCAAAUCAUGGUUGGUACUGGAAAUGGAUUGGCCAAAGUAUACUAUGAUCCUUUAAAGAGUCAAAGGGGAGCAAAAUUAUGUGUCGUUAAGACAAAAAGAAAAGAGAGACAAGCAGAGACACUUACGCAGGAUUAUAUUAUCACACCACAUGCACUUCCAAUGUUUCGUGAACCACGCCAGCGAAGUACAAGGAAACAGCUGGAGAAGGAUAGAUUGGAUCCUGUGAAGUCCCACAAACCAGAACCUCCAGUAGCAGGACCAGGUCGCGGUGGUCGUGUUGGAACUCAUGGUGGCACGCUGUCUUCGUACAUAGUCAAGAAUAUUGCACUGGAUAAGACUGACGAUAGCAACCCUCGAGAGGCCAUUUUACGGCACGCAAAGGAAGCGGAGGAGAAUCCAUACUGGGUUGCUCCAGCAUAUUCUAAAACCCAGCCAAAAACAGUUUUUGCAGAAGUUGAGUCAGAUGAAGAUGAAACAGACGACAAGCCAGAGUGGAAAAAAAGGAAAAUUUAAAGAACUUAAAUUGAUGGAGGCUCACAAGGGGUUUGAGAAAGUUGAACUCACGUUCUUCCUGCAAGAGAAAUAAAAUUCCUGCAAGCAAAACUGUUGUCCUAUACAGAGCUGUUUUCACCUGUUGGAAAGAGUAGGACUGAUGUAAGGUGAAGCAGAAGUAUUUGUCAUUCAGCCUGCAUUUUAUAAAGAACAAAACUUCAUUUUAAAAAAACACACUAUUUUUAAGCUGAUUUUAACUGUGCUUUAAAAAAAUAAUUACUGAACUAGAUUGGCCAAAGUCCUGUUGCAAAUAUGGCACAGGCAAGGGUCGUUGAUCAAGUGGCCGUUGCAUUUUGCUGGGUGUCAUCACAUACUCAGGGGCACAAUCAGUUGCACAAGGGACUUCAUUGCCUAGGUAUGUCUGAGAGCACAACAGGCAGCCAGCUGAAUCAUGCACACUGCUUGUGUGAUUGCCACUUAACAUUUUGUAGCUUCAACAUGGUUCUGUCCAUUAGGUUUGACAAAAGAAAAUGAUUGCAAUAAUUUUUUUUCUUAUAACAGUGCAGCUUCUCCGAUGUAGUGAAGGCAUUAAAGAGAUAGGAUACUGGGGGAUGUUGAUAGCACCAGUUGGAAUCAUUUAAAAUCCAUAUUGUUUUUGAAUUCUUAUUUCCCACCUACUUUUACUUAACUGGCCAUUUGCCAACAUUUGUAAUGUGCAUUCUCACUUGUACAAAACUGUGUGUCAUUAGCAAAUAUGUUUAUUUUUCUGUAUCUAUGACAGAAGUGACUAUUUCUGAGUGUUUUCUGCUUAUUUCAAAGAAAAGUGUGGUCUCUUUUUUUCCCCUAACUGGGUAUAACAGAUGUUUCUUCAGGCCAAUUAAAUUGUUACUCUGUGCCAUAAGGCAGUAA
Molecule: messenger RNA, 2816 nt
Organism: Pogona vitticeps (central bearded dragon)
Lineage: Eukaryota; Metazoa; Chordata; Lepidosauria; Squamata; Agamidae
Source: RefSeq, a predicted model, not a curated record